This is a messenger RNA of Rattus rattus (black rat), 1058 nucleotides long. RefSeq names its product inhibitor of CDK, cyclin A1 interacting protein 1 (gene Inca1). The transcript is spliced from 7 exons. The coding region runs from base 119 to 814 and encodes 231 amino acids. Gene Ontology annotation, cellular component: cytoplasm. Gene Ontology annotation, biological process: negative regulation of cell population proliferation; negative regulation of cyclin-dependent protein serine/threonine kinase activity. The record is from RefSeq and is a predicted model, not a curated record. NCBI's taxonomy places the organism in Eukaryota, Metazoa, Chordata, Mammalia, Rodentia, Muridae. Gene Ontology annotation, molecular function: cyclin-dependent protein serine/threonine kinase inhibitor activity; cyclin binding.
GGGCGACCCGGGUCACUGCAGAGCCACUCCUUCUUGCCCGACUUGAGGUUCCAGAAUUCGCUUCACAGUUGCCUCAGCAUCAAGGAGAUCCAGUCUUGCUACCUAGCCAAGUCCAGUCAUGCAGGGUCAGGAAGAUGGAGACAGCAUCCUUCCUUUUGCCAAGUGUUCCAGAGUGGUCAGCCGAUCUUCACCCUGCAGCCUGCCUUCCCAGAAGAGCAGACCAAUGCCUCAGCCUUAUGGAGAGAUCUUCUGGGAGAAUCUCAGCCGAAGGUCUAACUCCAACUGGAUGGUAGAACAGUACAUUCCACCAAUUCUGAGGGCCACUGGUUGCUCCCAGCCUGGCCUGCACCCUCUUGAGGGGCUCCCUCCUCCUGAGAAGCUUUGGAGAAGAAAGGGAAAGAAGCUGCAUUUGGAAAGAAUGCAAAAGGGACUUGGAAGCACUCCAGCCCGUGUUAGAGCAGUUACUUAUCAUCUGGAGGACCUGAGGAGGCGCCAGGGAAUCAUCAAUGAACUGAAGAAGGCCCAGUGGGGAAGCUCAGAGGCUACACCUGAACUCCCAGUGUUUGAAGAGGGCUGUGAACUCCUCAGCACUACAAAAUACCUUGAUGUGGAAGAAGAGAGGGCAACCUAUCCACAGGAAGAGAAUUAUUUUGUCACUCCCAGGGAUCAGCUGCUUUGGUCUCCCUGGACUCCUGUAGGCCAGCAGGGGACUUACGCCUCUGGGCAGCUAAGCUCUCUGGCCUACAGCACUGUUACAGCCAGAAAGAACCCUAUUUACAGUCCCCAGAGGAUGGAGUUGGAGUCUGAGGAGUAGUGGGAAAUCAUCCAGGCCCAAGCUACAGGACCCAAGACCAAUUCAAACAUCAAGACUCCCCAUUGCUGGCUUCAAGGCGGUUGUUUUCUCUCUCCUAACUGUUGUCUCCAUCCCAUAGCGUAGACAUUCACAGCCCACUUGAGUUCCUAUCCAACUGUUCGGUCCACUCACAGCCCGGUUUUUCUCUAGGCCAGACCCUGGUCUUGUGUUCUGUCUGUUCUGUUAUUAAAGAGCCCCAAGUAGA